AUGUAUGAAUUUUGUAUUCCUAAAGUCAGGAGAAAUCUUCUGGACUUAAGUACAGAAGAAAGGAACCACUUUGUCCGGGCCCUGGAUAUGGCAAAGCGCACGGUUCACCCACAGUUUGUCAUUGCCACCAGGAGAGCAGAAGAAAUAUUGGGACCAGAUGGCAACACAGCACAAUUUGAGAAUGUUUCCAUUUACAACUACUUUGUCUGGACACACUAUUACUCAGUCAAAAACACCUUCCAUGGGGCGGGGCAGGAAAGCUUUGGUGAAGUGCAUUUCUCUCAUGAAGGACCAGCUUUCCUCACGUGGCACAGGUACCAGUUACUGCAGCUGGAGAGAGACAUGCAGCCUCUGGUACUUCGAGCCAGUUAUAGCGAGCCCACAGGAAACUAUAACCCUGCUGUUCGAAGUCUUCACAAUUUGGCUCAUCUGUUCCUGAAUGGAACAGGAGGACAAACCCACUUGUCUCCAAAUGAUCCCAUUUUUGUCCUCCUGCAUACUUUCACUGAUGCAGUCUUUGACGAAUGGCUGAGGAGAUACAAUGCAGAUAUAGCCACAUUUCCAUUGGAAAAUGCUCCUAUUGGACAUAAUAGACAAUACAAUAUGGUGCCCUUCUGGCCUCCAAUAACCAACGCAGAAAUGUUUGUUACUGCUCCAGACAACCUGGGAUAUAUUUAUGAAGUUCAGUGGCCCAAUAAGUUCUACUCAUUAAAAGAAAUUAAGAAGUGCCUUCAAGAUGAUAG
This is a messenger RNA of Galeopterus variegatus (Sunda flying lemur), 743 nucleotides long. RefSeq names its product 5,6-dihydroxyindole-2-carboxylic acid oxidase-like. The record is from RefSeq and is a predicted model, not a curated record. NCBI's taxonomy places the organism in Eukaryota, Metazoa, Chordata, Mammalia, Dermoptera, Cynocephalidae. Gene Ontology annotation, cellular component: melanosome. The annotation marks the transcript as partial. The transcript has 5 exons. Gene Ontology annotation, molecular function: oxidoreductase activity. Gene Ontology annotation, biological process: melanocyte differentiation; melanosome organization.